This is a messenger RNA of Urocitellus parryii (Arctic ground squirrel), 980 nucleotides long. It is a transcript of the gene Necap2, whose product is annotated as NECAP endocytosis associated 2. Gene Ontology annotation, biological process: endocytosis. NCBI's taxonomy places the organism in Eukaryota, Metazoa, Chordata, Mammalia, Rodentia, Sciuridae. The record is from RefSeq and is a predicted model, not a curated record. Gene Ontology annotation, cellular component: clathrin vesicle coat; membrane.
CAUAGAGCCGCACUGCUUCCGGUCCCAUGGGGGCGGGGAAAGGAGCCGGAAGUCCGGUGGGCUCCGGGCGUCGAGAUGGAGGCGAGCGAGUACGAGUCUGUUCUCUGUGUCAAGCCGGAGGUCCACGUCUACCGCAUCCCACCGCGGGCCACCAACCGCGGAUACAGGGCCUCGGAGUGGCAGCUGGACCAGCCAUCAUGGAGUGGCCGGCUGCGGAUCACUGCGAAGGGUCAGGUGGCCUACAUCAAGCUAGAGGACAGGACCUCAGGGGAGCUCUUUGCCCAGGCGCCAGUGGACCAGUUUCCUGGCACAGCUGUGGAGAGUGUGACGGAUUCCAGCAGGUACUUCGUUAUCCGCAUUGAGGACGGAAAUGGGCGGCGGGCGUUCAUUGGGAUUGGCUUUGUGGACCGGGGUGAUGCCUUUGACUUCAACGUGGCGUUGCAGGAUCAUUUCAAAUGGGUGAAACAGCAGUGUGAGUUUGCAAAGCAAGCCCAGAACCCAGACCAAGGCCCCAAGUUAGACCUGGGCUUCAAGGAGGGCCAGACCAUCAAGCUCAACAUCGCAAACAUAAAGAAGAAGGAAGGAACCGGGAGUCCCCGAGCCAGGCCUGCCAGCACAGGAGGGCUGAGCCUGCUUCCCCCGCCCCCAGGGGGCAAAACCUCCACACUGAUCCCACCCCCUGGGGAGCAGUUGUCUACAGGAGGGUCCUCUGUGCAGCCAGCAGUUGCUCCUGGUACAGGAGGUGCCACUGAAUCCUGGCCACAGCCCAAGCCUGCUACUGCUGACAUCUGGGGAGACUUUACCAAAUCCACAGGGUCGGCUUCCAGCCAGACUCAGUCCGGCACAGGCUGGGUCCAAUUUUGACCUGAGCACGGAGCCCUGUUUCCUCCCUGGACUUCUGGGAAGGCGCUGCCUCAUCUGGGAAGGAGGCGAGCACUCCUUGCUGGCCCCUGGAGCACCACUCUCCCCUCCUUGCCUGA